Molecule: messenger RNA, 418 nt
Organism: Wasmannia auropunctata (little fire ant)
Lineage: Eukaryota; Metazoa; Arthropoda; Insecta; Hymenoptera; Formicidae
Product: F-box only protein 36-like
Exons: 3
Molecular function (GO): protein binding
Source: RefSeq, a predicted model, not a curated record
GAACCAACGAAUUGCAGUGUUCAGAUCAAACUUCCUCGACGCGACCCCGUCGAGUAUGAGAAACAGGAUCGAAUACUUCAUAAAGUAUUCAGUUGCACCUCCACCCAGCAGAGACUAUUACGGUCUAAAGAUUUUUGAAGACGAGGUAAUUUUGUACUUAUGGAGAAUUUCUCACGGACCUCAUAAAACACCAAUCGUAUAUCGUGCCAAGCUUACUGAAUUUGAUCAAGAAAAAUUCUUGCAUAACGAAAUACAUCGUGGAUUUGGAAAAUAUUUAUUAAAAUACGUAAACAAUAUUGCUAAAGGAAAUAAAAAUACUCUUUUAACAUUACCAAAAUCUUUAAUUGAAAAAAUAUCAAAAUAUUUGGAUUUCACAGAUAUAAUAAAAUUAUCUUUAUUAUCACAUGUCGCUUAUGAG